UUCAUGGGAACGCUCGAUUCGUGCGUAUCCUGGCUUUAAGUACUGCCAAAAUGCCUUUGAUCCGUUUCAAAGUUCUGAGGUAACCUAAUAUGAAAGCCCUCGGUGGCCCAUCACGGUCUUGGCAUCUCCUGCGUCUUAGAGCACAAGCGGCCUGAUGUGGAGAGCCAUGUAGAGGUGUCCCAUCUGACCAGCACUGAUGACGGUUUCCAGUGAUGGCCACACAACCAGACCCAGCUGAGGAUUCAGUUGAUGACCUGGUGGACACCGCUAAUGUUCUUAACUCUCUGGAGAAGAUUGUUCUCACCCUCUUCCUGGCGGUCAUCAUCGUCAUGACGGUCCUGGGGAACCUCCUGGUCAUGGUGGCCCUUUGCAAAGACAGACAGCUACGGAAAAAGAAGACCAACUACUUCAUUGUAUCGCUGGCUUUUGCGGAUCUCUUAGUCGCUCUUCUGGUCAUGCCGUUCGCUGCCAUCGAGUUGACCACAGGCCAGUGGAGGUAUGGUGAGACCUUUUGUCUCGUUCGGACAUCGUUGGACGUGCUGCUCACCACAGCAUCCAUACUGCACCUGUGCUGCAUAGCGCUGGACAGGUACUAUGCCAUUUGCUGUCAGCCGCUGGUCUACAGGAACAAAAUGACCCCGCUGAGGGUCACUCUGAUGCUGGGAGGCUGCUGGGUGAUCCCCUCCUUCAUCUCCUUCCUUCCCAUCAUGCAAAGCUGGAAUGCUAUCGGCAUCGAGCACAUUAUCGAGCAGAGGAAGUUCAGCAGCACCAACGAGACGUACUGCGUGUUCCUGGUCAACCGUCCGUACGCCCUCAUCUGCUCGGCCGUGGCCUUCUACGUGCCGCUGGGCCUGAUGGUGCUGGCCUACCAGCGCAUCUACGUGACGGCCAUGGAGCACGCGCGGCAGAUCGGCACCCUACAGCGGGCCGGCUCCGCGCCGGAGUACCUGAGCAGCACCAGCACCAGCGGUGUGGGAGGCGGCGGAGGAGGGGGCUCCUCGUCGGAGACGCACAGCAGCUCCAGCAGCAGCCGCAUCAAGAUCGAGACCAAGGCGGCCAAGACGCUGGCGGUCAUCAUGGGCUGCUUCUGCCUGUGCUGGGCGCCCUUCUUCGUCACCAACGUGGUGGACCCGUUCAUCCAGUACACGGUGCCCUGGCAGAUGUGGACGGCGUGGCUGUGGCUGGGCUACGUGAACUCGGGGCUCAACCCGUUCCUCUACGCCUUCCUGAACCGGGCCUUCCGCCGGGCCUUCCUCAUGAUCCUGUGCUGCGGCGACGAGCGCUACGUGCGCCAGGGCAGCUACGGGCCCUCGCGAGCGCACUCGGGCUCGGCCAACGGCACCACCAUCGCUCUCAGAUUAUCUCUUCUGCCCAACCGGAGCUACUGUGACAAUGGGCGACGCAUUCUAUCGAGUGAGCUUGAGUCUCAGGACUCUGUCGGUGCUCUAUGACACUCAUACGAUAAACUACACACAGAAUGGACAUCAAGUGUGGACUCCUCAUUCUCAGCACUGGGCCAGCAGAGAGAAUCUAGAAGCUUCUCUUCUACUGGGAAAAGGAUAUAAAGCUAUUUCAAGACAUUAAAGGACAUAUUGAAAAGACAUUAUUCCAUGUCUCCCGAUGGUAUUUACGCUACUUGCGAGACCGUUUUUAUGGCGUUGUUGAGGCUUCUUGUGCGAUUAUGCACUGUACAACACUGCCUUGUGAAUGUACGUCAGCUUUUAAAGCCUCAACAGCAACUAAAUGAAGGCACUUACGUUUUAAGAGCUCAAGAUGGGCUCGCCUUUUGAUCAGUGUUUUUCUCUAUUCACUUUUUUUCGUAUUUUCUGUUAAAAGAAAGGUUGAAGACCCUUCCUGCUUUCAUCAGUCAUCAGCAGUCACCUUGAAAAUCAUGCUGAAUGAAUGUCUUGUCAGCGCGUCUUUCCAUAGCAUGUAAAAUGUUCUACAGGUUUGCACUGUUCCAUUUACACUGAGAGAUAUAGGGGGGGGAAAGGUCUAUAGAUAUUAUUUAUUUCAACUCACACAUCUGCGCUUUGGGACUCAGGAGCAAUAACUUGUUGCUAUGCGACAACUAUGUAUAUACUAUAUAUUUUUUGUUGUUUUGUUUUGUUUUUCUUUCUUUCUUUUUUCUCCUUUGGAAAAAUGCUCAUCAAAUUGUCUGUGUGACAGAACAGCAAGCUGUUUCAAAAGAUGCUGGCUACUCCAACUAAUUAGGUCAGUGUUGUGUCGACAGCUUUUUCCCCCCCUCUCAAUUUCAGCCUGGUUUAGAUGAAUACACCAUUGUAUCUCUUGGUAAUCUAAACAAUUUGAUGCCAUUCAACAGAGCUAGUUGCGUGACCCCGUAAUCUAAUGUUCAUUGUCGUCCUGAAAGCAUUAUAACAUAAAUGCACUGUUAUACUAUUGUUUGUACGAGGCAAUUAGACAUGAAAGCCUUUCACUCAAUUAAAACAAAAUGGCGAACCCAGUCACAACAGAUCAGUUCUCUGUUCUCCAUCGCUCUUUUGAAUCAAUAUUGACUCGUGCAAUUUUGAGUAGUUUAAUGUAAUAAUAAGGUCUUCGUCUUGGAAUAUGGCUAUGUUCGGCGAGGAGGCACCCAGAACACACAAUGGCCCACGUGACUAAAUCUGAUGCUCUGAAGAGACAGACUUCAGUCUGCCCCGAUUUGGCCAUGAUCUCCAGAGUC
Messenger RNA from Sardina pilchardus (European sardine), 2683 nucleotides. Its product is annotated as 5-hydroxytryptamine receptor 4. Bases 213 to 1451 code for a protein of 412 amino acids. Gene Ontology annotation, biological process: chemical synaptic transmission; regulation of appetite; adenylate cyclase-activating adrenergic receptor signaling pathway. Lineage: Eukaryota; Metazoa; Chordata; Actinopteri; Clupeiformes; Clupeidae. The record is from RefSeq and is a predicted model, not a curated record. Gene Ontology annotation, cellular component: plasma membrane. The transcript is spliced from 7 exons. Gene Ontology annotation, molecular function: G protein-coupled serotonin receptor activity.